CAAAUAAGUGGAGUACUAUAUAUUUCCUUUAUCUUCAACCCUAACAUUCUUAUUAUUUCUUUACUUUCCCUAAUUAAUUAAAGCUAUCUAUCUGAAUCUGAUCGAUCUGGCUUUAAUUUUAGGGUUUCCAGGCAAUUUUCUUGGAAAUAAAAUCAAAGUAUCUAUCUAUCUGUAUAAAUUAAAGAAAGAAAGAAAGAAAGGGAAUUAUAUAUAUAUAUAUAUAUAUAUAUAUAUAUAUAUAUAUAUAUAUAUAUAUAUAUAUAUAUUUCNAGGGAAUUAUAUAUAUAUAUAUAUAUAUAUAUAUAUACUGUAUAAGAUCGAUAAUGGGGAGAGGGAGGGUGGAGAUGAAGAGAAUAGAGAACGGGACGAGGCGGCAAGUGACAUUCUCGAAGCGGAGAAAGGGACUGUUCAAGAAGGCUUCUGAGCUCUCUGUGCUUUGCGAUGCUCAAAUAGCUCUCAUCAUUUUCUCCCCACAGGGAAAGCUUUUUCACAUUGGAGAAAUAAUAGAGAGAUACCGUGAAAGCACAAAAGAAACUCGCAUCAGUAUUGAUAAUGCUCCUCCACAGUACAUCGAGCGCUUCAAACACGACAUAGCUAUGAUGUCAAAGCAGAUAGAGAUGCUCGAAAUCGCUCAACGGAAGCUUUUGGGGCAAGGUUUGGGAUCAUGUUCAUUAAAGGAACUUCAUGAAAUUGACCGUCAGCUGGAGAUGAGCCUCAUUAAUAUCAAGGCCAGAAAGGCUCAAGUGUACAUGGAGCAGAUUGAGAGCCUAAAAGCCAAGGAGAAAGAUCUGCUAGAAGAAAAUGCAACAUUGCGUGAGAAGUGUGGUGUGAGACAAAAUGAAGUAGUACUAGUGCCCGGAAAGCAAAAGGAGGAGAUAGAAAGGAAGAAGAAGAAGGAGAGGUGUAUGGAUUUGGUGGAAACAGAUUUGUUCAUUGGCCUUAUUCCUCCUUCCCGCUACGCUACAUACUCAUAGCUGCUAAUAACAACUCAUCUUUUUUAUUUGCAUUACGUACAUUUAUAGAUUAUUAUGAGUAUUAAUUACUCGUUUGAUUUAGAAUCAAUUUAAUUAGUCCAGCAUCCUUAAACUGUAAUUGUAAAUAUAGCGCACAUGUCCUUAAUUAUAAUAAGGCCUAGCUAUGAACAUUAUUAUACGUAAGCAAUUAAGCACAUUUUAAUUACCCAUAUGCAUGUUGAUGUAUUUGGAUCCGGCCGACUAAGGUUCUAUAUAUGCGUACAUGGGGAUAAUACAUCUUGUAUGUAUGCUUGGUAUAUAUCAAUAAAUCCUCUUAAAUAAAAUGCACUCUUUUCC
Molecule: messenger RNA, 1310 nt
Organism: Cuscuta campestris
Lineage: Eukaryota; Viridiplantae; Streptophyta; Magnoliopsida; Solanales; Convolvulaceae
Source: the annotation of a GenBank genome assembly